Bombina bombina (fire-bellied toad) is the source of this 2748-nucleotide messenger RNA. It is a transcript of the gene PEX26, whose product is annotated as peroxisomal biogenesis factor 26. The transcript is spliced from 6 exons. Gene Ontology annotation, biological process: protein import into peroxisome membrane; protein import into peroxisome matrix. Gene Ontology annotation, molecular function: protein-containing complex binding; ATPase binding. NCBI's taxonomy places the organism in Eukaryota, Metazoa, Chordata, Amphibia, Anura, Bombinatoridae. Gene Ontology annotation, cellular component: peroxisomal membrane; peroxisome. The record is from RefSeq and is a predicted model, not a curated record. Bases 244 to 1143 code for a protein of 299 amino acids.
AGUAUGUGGGACCAUGGAUGUGAAUGGUUAGAAACUGAAUUGCUGCUGUAGUUUGUAGUGUGCAAGUUCCUUCAUAAACAGCGUGUUUGACCUUUUUCCUACCAUUGUGGAUUAAAUGCCAGAAUUUGAAUUAUAAAAAUAAAAUGGAGAUAGACACAUUUAUAUGAAAUUCACAAGGAGUUAAAAAUGUAAAAAUAAAUCGUUACUUCGAGCUUGGAAAAAGGUACCUGAAAGACAAACAGAAUGGCAGUGUCACAGAAUGUAUCCAGCAUCUCAUUGAGUGCAAUGUGGGACUGGUCACUUUCAGGAACUCCAACAGCAAUGUCCAUAUUGGAUGCAGCUGCAGAUUUCUUGGUCCUUGAGAGAAAUUUUGCAGGGGCACUAGAUCUUUGUGAAAGAGGUUUACAGAUUAUAGCUGCAGAACCAGGGGAUAUAAAGUGUGAACAGAUUAAGACCUCUCUGUGCGUUAUUGGAAUCCAAGCUCUAGCAGAGUUAGAGAGGUGGAGAGAAGUUCUGCCCUGGCUUUUACAAUAUUACACAACUCCUCAGGAGCUGCCCCACAACAUUAUGGGGAUGUGUCUCCUAUUAUACAGCAGAGUGAAGCAGCAACAUGUAAUGUUGGAAUUGAGCACUGACUGGUUGAGAGAGCAAUCGAAUCAACAGCUUCCUGGUUAUGCACGUGUGCUUGAGCUCCACCUUUUGCGAAUACUCCUCCCAUUAGGUCUUUUUUCAGAGGCAGAGGAGCUAGCACAAAACUCACAAGUCUUUACUGGCCAGCAAAAACACACAGUUCUUAAAGCUCUUAGUGAGAACAGGACCCAGUGGGAGCAGCUAAAUAAACAGAAUACAGAGACUCUCCCAUCUGACCAUACAGAGUUAAAGAGCAAGCUACACACAGAUGAUACCAAAAAAAGGCUUCUCAAGGUUACUCGACUACUCUAUGGAGUACUAAGUAUUGUGUGGAGACAGAUUCACAAGGUACCUCUCCGCCAGGUUGUGCUCGCCCUUCUCCUGAUCACUCUUGUGCUAUUUCGCUUGGACCCAGCAUCUCCUAUGGCUCAAGGUCCAAUGUCUCACAUACGCCUUAUGCUCCAGGAAUGCAUAUCUAAUGUUUUUCAGGCUUCAUCUGCCAGUCGAUCGUGAGCUUUCCAUAUAAUCAUGACCUUAAGUGAAGAAGAAACAUGUAGCUGCUGUCAGCUUAAAUAGCAGUGGGUCUUAUUUUCUUCUCCAGUUUUUAGAAACUUGUUUAUAGAUUAUUACUAAUGGUAUUUAAUAUCUGAAGAGGUAUAAAGAAAAUAAUCACAUUUCAUGCAAACAUUGGAUGGACUUGGAAUAUUCACUGGAGGUAUUUCCUUAAAGAGGCAAAAUAUGUGUUUAAUUAGCCUGUAUGUCACAGACAUAUCAAAAGGAAUGAUGACGCAAUCACCUAUUCAAGAUGACAUUAUAAAAAAAAAAACAUAAACUGAACCCACCUUUUGAACACUUAAAUGUUUACAGCUGAUCAAAAAAUGUUUACUAGUGAUACAUUUUAGAUUUCAUUUUUUUUUAAACUAUUGCUCAUAGUCAUGGUUUGUUUCUCGUUUUUAUAACAUGAUAUAUGAUUAAUACCUUUUUAGGACAAUAGCAAAAUGACUGUAAACAAAAACAAGGCUACAAUGUUUGUUACACAAUGGCGUUGUGUUUGGAUCACAAAGGCUGCAGAAGCAGGACAUUUUGUAAAGCUGAUUAUUAUCCCUUUAUGACAGAGAAAUCCUGAAAUGAUGGUUUAUCUGUGUGAAGGACAGUAUGUGGGCCAACUUCUAAUAGAACAGUAUGGGCCAGAUUACUAGUGGAGUUACGUGCAAGCGAAAACGGGUUUAUCGCGGGUGUUUGCACCCAUUAGGUUUAGCACUCGUAUUACAAGUUGAAAGUAAAAGCGAACUAUUGAGCGCAAUCGAAGUUAACACUCAUCAGGAUAGCGUAUCCUCGUAGCAAAACAAAAAAGUGUUACACAAAUAAAUGCAUUUAAAAGCACAGUUACACUCAUAAUAACACUAUUUAAUAAAAAUUAUUUAAAAAAAAAAUAUUGCAACAAUAUAUAUAUAUAUAUAUAUAUAUAUAUAUAUAUAUAUAUAUAUAUAUAUAUAUAUAUAUAUAAAACAUGGAAGGGAACUGCACUCCAAGACCGGAUCAGGUACACAUCCUGUGACUCAGUAACAUCCAGCCCUGGGUGCUAAAUAGCACUCCAAAAAAGCUGUGAUGUCACCAGAGCCACAGGCAGUUAACCCCAGUCCGGAAUGGGUGCAAGAAACAAGGGAGAUUACAAAUAAAAAGUAAUACAACACAUAGAAACACCCAGCACUCACCAGCUAGCUCACAGCUAAGAUAAAAUCACAACUGGAAAGGUUAGUCACCGCAUCUGGCCAAAUGGGAAAGCUAAGGCACCACGUCAAGGUCCUUUCCAUUGCCUGAGUCCCUAACACAGGCACACCAUCAUGCGAGCUCACAAAGCCAAACAAACUGAGAACAAAGAAGGGGUGCACAGGUGGCUGUAAUCACCCAUAGAAAAUACAAAACAUGGAAGGGAACUGCACUCCAAGACCGGAUCAGGUACACAUCCUGUGACUCAGUAACAUCCAGCCCUGGGUGCUAAAUAGCACUCCAAAAAAGCUGUGAUGUCACCAGAGCCACAGGCAGUUAACCCCAGUCCGGAAUGGGUGCAAGAAACAAGGGAGAUUACAAAUAAAAAGUAAUACAACACAUAGAAAC